Molecule: messenger RNA, 1339 nt
Organism: Colletotrichum scovillei
Lineage: Eukaryota; Fungi; Ascomycota; Sordariomycetes; Glomerellales; Glomerellaceae
Product: O-methyltransferase
Exons: 3
Coding region: 489-1241 (250 amino acids)
Molecular function (GO): S-adenosylmethionine-dependent methyltransferase activity; O-methyltransferase activity
Source: RefSeq, a predicted model, not a curated record
CAGGGCGCGACGUUUGCUCUCCAUGUCCACCCGUUCCGCGCGCGGGAUGGGACCGGGGGUGUUGUGACACGAUGUCCGUGGUUGUCACUUGUCAUGAAGCUAAGGUAUGAGAGAACGACUUAAUAAUCGACGCCAACGCGACGUUUGGCGGGGGAGGAGGAGGGGAGGGGGGUCGUUUGGGAACUUCAUACUUGGCAUAAAUACACCAGGUUCUCUCACUCACUCUCUCUUACCUUUCUGGUUUCUCUGUUUGGAAAUCACAACUUUUGCACUUCAUACACCUGUUUGACGAGAAGUGCCGACGAGUGGUCCCGUUGCGAUCCACCUGACUCGACCCAGUUCAACCAGCUCACCUCAUCCUCGGAACGCCAACUCAUCCUCGCAACGUCUUACAAAACGACAACGUUCUUACUAUACAACUUUGAUUCUUCCAAGAACCGAGAAAACCGCGCCCGUUUCCAUAGCUUCAGAAAAGUCACACGGCAAAGAUGAAGUCCUCCGUCUCGGUCCUCUACCCAAACGAGUCCGUCUCGCGCAACGUGACGACGUAUUCCGAGUCCCGCUCCACCGACCUGCCCGCGCACAUUGUCGCCUACCACGACCACAUUGACAAGACGCAGCCCGAGACGUCCAUGUUGAUGAUUAGCAAUUUUCAGGCGCAGAACCACAUUUGGAUUGCGAAGCUCAUUGGGGCCAAGAGAAUUCUAGAAAUUGGCGUCUACGUAGGCUACUCCGGCAUGGUCUGGUCCCACGCCGUAGGCCCAGAAGGCACCGUCACCGGCCUCGAGUUCAGCGCAGACUACGCAAAGCAAGCCGAGGAGGCCUGGGCCGCCAACGGCAUCAAGAACGCGUCCGUCAUCGUCGGCGACGCUCUAGAGACCCUACCGACCCUGAAACCUUCAGAACCCUACGACCUAAUCUUCAUCGACGCCCAAAAGUCGGGAUAUCCAUCUUACCUGUCCACCAUCCUCGCCUCAUCGCAGAAAGACGGCAAGAACCGCCUCCUCCGUGCGGGCGGCCUCAUCGUCGCAGAUAAUGUCCUCCGCCGCGGCAUCGUCGCCGACGAUUCGGACGAGAACCCGUGGGUGCAGCGUGAGAAGGGCGAGCGCGCGGCGUACUGGAAGUCCGAGGACGUGGACAAGCUGCGCGAGUUCAACAGCGCCGUGCACGACGAGCCGAGGCUGGAUUCGUGGUUGAUGCCGUUGUAUGAUGGUGUUCACCUUGCUAGGUUAGUUGAUUAGGUUUGAUGCGAGAUGUUGCGAAGACAUAAACCGGGGAUGAAGGAGAUUGGAAGCGGGCAAUGGUGUUGCGGAGCUUAGAGUAGAUGUGUAGAAAUGAA